AUUCAGUUCGGCCUUGACAUUUUUAUAUUAUGAGGGUGGCUCAUAAUGAUUUAGCACGCUGCACCCAUGAAUUAUAUAUGCAUUUCGUACUUCACACUUCACCUCUCCAGCCUGCAAUUGGUUGGUUGGUUGGUUGGUUGAUAUUAACGUCUUCUGUUCGAUUACUAUGUUGACGGAUCCGUCGACGCCAAAACCUUCGACCAUUGCGUCGCCCACGGGCCAUUACGGUCAUCUUCCUGUCCUACAAACGCGAAUUUGGACCGUAGGAAGCACCCAACCAAUCACUUCGGGGGGGCCAAAUGGAACCCAACGAGACUGGCACCUUCCACCAUCACACGCUCGCACGCUCCGACCAGAGAAAGCCUUCAUGAGUCAAGCCGACCAGUCAAGCCGACCAGUCACAUCGACUCGUCAUAAUGUGGAACCUCACACAGAGUCAAUACACAGAGUCAAUACACAGAAGAGUCAUCACGUUGCAUGGGACUCAUCGACAUUCAAAAAAAAUACAAAAUAUAUAAUAAGCAUAGUCUGCGAGCCCUUCAGAGAGAAGACGGCCGCCAGUGUCAGGAAAGAUCCUAUAAAGACAGGAACCCUACAUCAUCCAUUACCAAACUCAAAUCGCAUCGCUAACAGUCCGUUACCAGGAGGAGUCAAUCAACCCAAAGGGAGACUACGCUCCGGCCGGGAGAAGAAAAAGCAAAGAAAAUGGUCCCUUUAACAACCUGCACCCAAUAGUGGGUGAGGUGAGAGGCAACCGAAUCAGGAGGAGAGGAUAACAAGAAAUCAGUGCUUUUUGAGGCAUGGCGAAAGUUUCCCUUCACCAGCUCCGGUGCAACAUUCAACAAGCAGGAG
Westerdykella ornata is the source of this 852-nucleotide messenger RNA. RefSeq lists its product as uncharacterized. The transcript has a single exon. NCBI's taxonomy places the organism in Eukaryota, Fungi, Ascomycota, Dothideomycetes, Pleosporales, Sporormiaceae. The record is from RefSeq and is a predicted model, not a curated record. Bases 167 to 718 code for a protein of 183 amino acids.